AUGGACAUUCUACGGCGCCUUCUCGAGCGCGAUGUUGGGCCCAAGGAUCCCGCUCAGAUCCUUCUAGAACUUCUAUCGGACCCCUUCUCCUCCCAGGCCAAGGCUAUUUUUGCCGCCUUGGGCUCUUCUCUGGGCGUGACAGCCGCCAUCGCCAUCUGCUUUUCCUUCCUCCGGCCGUACAAUAGCGUUGUAUAUGCCCCGAAACUCAAGCAUGCCGAUGAGAAACAUGCCCCUCCACCCUUGGGGAAGGGUGUCUUUGCGUGGGUCGUGCCGCUGUGGUCGACAUCAGAGCUGGAUAUGAUCAACCUCGUAGGCAUGGAUGCCGCCCUUUUUAUACGUUUCACCAGGAUGUGCCGCAAUAUCUUUCUGGUCCUCUCGGUGCUUGGCUGCGCCAUCCUUAUCCCGAUCUACUGGGUCAACUUUGCAGCCGAGGAAGCGUCGUGGGUGACUAGAAUCACACCGUUGAAUGUGUGGGCCUCUUCCCAUUGGGCGACGGUGACAUUCGCCUGGUUGUUGACGGCUGUGGUGUGUGGCUUUCUAUGGUGGAACUAUAGGAAGGUCUUGCAGCUGAGGCGCUUGUACAUGAAGAGCGAGGAGUACCAGCAAAGCCUCCACGCCCGCACGUUGAUGCUCUACGACAUCCCCAAGACUCUUACCUCGGACGAAGGCAUUGCCAGAAUCAUCGAUAACGUCGCCCCGAAUUCGUCUUUCGCGAGGACUGCCGUCGCUCGAGACGUCAAGGUCCUCCCCGACCUCAUCCAGCAACAUGAGAAGGCCGUCCGGAAAUUGGAAAAGGUGCUGGCCAUCUAUCUCAAGGACCCGCAUAACCUCCCGUCAGAGCGGCCCAAGUGCCCACCCUCCAAGAAAGACCCCUCAUACGGCACCUACCCGAAAGGGCACAAGGCCGACGCGAUCGACUACCUCACACAACGGAUCAAGGUCCUAGAGCUGGAGAUCAAGGACGUUCGGCAACGUGUGGAUAAAAGGGGCUCGAUGCCGUACGGGUUCUCGUCCUACUCGGACAUCGCAGAGGCGCAUGCCAUCGCUUACGCUUGCCGCAAGAAGAAGCCGCAUGGCACCAUCAUCAAGCUCGCCCCGAAGCCAAACGACAUUAUCUGGGACAACAUGCCGCUCAAUUCGUCAACCCGGAGCUCGAGACGGCUUUGGAACAACCUUUGGAUGGCGGUUCUCACAAUUCUCUGGAUCGCUCCAAACGCCAUGAUCGCCAUCUUUCUAGUUAGCCUGUCUAACUUGGGGCAGGUCUGGCAGGCCUUCGACGUCUCACUCAAGGAGAACCCCGGGAUCUGGUCCAUUAUCCAAGGUAUUGCUUCUCCGGCCCUCAUGUCGCUCGUCUAUCUCGUCCUCCCCAUCAUCUUUCGGCGUCUGUCCAUCAAGGCGGGCGACCAGACAAAGACCGGACGCGAGCGCCACGUCGUGGCGAAGCUGUAUGCAUUCUUCGUCUUCAACAACCUCAUCGUCUUUUCCAUAUUUAGUGCUCUAUGGACUUUUACGGCAACCGUUGUUCAGAAGACUGAGAAGGGCAUCGAUGCUUGGGAGGCUUUCGUGGACGCCGACAUUGGGCAGACUCUUUUCAUGUCCCUCUGCGGUGUUUCGCCCUUCUGGGUCACCUGGCUCCUCCAGAGGCAACUGGGUGCUGCGAUCGAUCUGGCGCAGCUCUGGGCCCUGUUGUCCAGCUUCUUCAUGCGCAAGUUUUCGAGCCCUACGCCUCGCGAGCUGAUCGAGCUCACUGCCCCGCCACCGUUCGAUUACGCGAGUUACUACAAUUACUUCUUGUUCUACUCGACCGUCGCCCUUUGCUACAGCGCCAUCCAGCCGCUUGUUCUGCCCGCCGCGGCCAUGUACUUCUGCAUCGAUGUGGCGCUCAAGAAGUACCUACUACUCUACGUCUUUGUCACCAAGACGGAAAGCGGCGGCAUGUUCUGGCGCAUGUUGUUCAACCGUUUCUUAUUCGGCUCCAUGCUUUCUCACCUCGUCGUCUUCUUGAUUGUAUGGGUUCGCGGCGAUGGGACUCACGUCCAGGCCUAUGCCGUCGCUCCUCUCCCCUUCCUCAUGAUCGCCUUCAAGUUCUACUGCGCCCACGCCUUUGACAAGAAGAUGCAUUUCUAUGCCACGACGUAUUCCGCCCAGCAGCGUGCCGAGACCGGGUUUGACGUGAAAGAGCAGAGCGCGCGGAACGACCGGCUCGCUUCUCGCUUCGGCCACCCUGCUCUCUACAAACCUCUCAUCACGCCCAUGGUGCAUGCCAAGGCGCAGAACCUCCUCGCCAGCGUCUACCAAGGCCGACUAAGCGAUGGACGGGAUGCUGCUUACGAUGAUUCUGUCACGGUCAGCGGCUAUAGCGAUACCUACGCCCUCGACAACAUGUCGACGGGCAAGGCCGGGAAGCUCUCUCCUGCCGUUCCUGGUUUUGAAGUCGUUCCCGAGUCCCGCCUUGACUUCGAGUUCUACAAAAACCGCGAUGAGUUCACCGCGGACCACGGCGGCGGCGACAUGUAUGGUCGACACCCAGAUAUCAACCGCCCCGGCACUCCAGGCACAAUGGGCAGCGGCCACUCCGACUCCCGCCCAGGCACGCCCCAAGGCGGCAUGGGCUUUGGCGGUGGGGGCAACAGGAGGAACUACUCGCAGUAUCCGGAGUCAUCUGCCGCUGGCUCAGCCUACCCACACGGCUACAUGUCCUCGGCCGCGGCACCAGGCGUAAACAGCUACCCUGGCCAGUCGCUGUACGUUUCCGACCCGCCCUCUCGCUCUCGCAGCCCCAUGUACGCCAACGCCAACGACAGCGGCACCAACCUCGUCGCCGGCGCGGCCGGCAUGGCCGUGUCCACCCCCGCCUACCCUCCGACGCCGAGCUCGUACAACUCGCACCGCGAUCACAACAUGAGCCUCGAUCCAGGCCCGAUGCCGUCCAUGUCGAGCCGCCACUCGCCCGUCUCCGCCGGCGGCUUGGCCGGCAGCAGCAGCCUCCGCGCGCCGGGGAUGCUAGGCGGCGGACCCCACGGGUAUGGCGGCCUACCGCAGACCGACGACCUGGACCUGGUGCAGUCGCCGCCGCUGCUGGGGGCGCCGUCGGCCCAGGAUCCGGCCCAAGGACUACUGCGGCUGGUGGGUUUAUAUUCCCGUUCUCCGAAGGCUUGCCAAUUUUGA
Messenger RNA from Chaetomium globosum CBS 148.51, 3168 nucleotides. RefSeq lists its product as uncharacterized. The record is from RefSeq and is a predicted model, not a curated record. Gene Ontology annotation, molecular function: calcium-activated cation channel activity. NCBI's taxonomy places the organism in Eukaryota, Fungi, Ascomycota, Sordariomycetes, Sordariales, Chaetomiaceae. Gene Ontology annotation, cellular component: plasma membrane. The transcript is spliced from 5 exons. The coding region runs from base 1 to 3168 and encodes 1055 amino acids.